Molecule: messenger RNA, 8606 nt
Organism: Coregonus clupeaformis (lake whitefish)
Lineage: Eukaryota; Metazoa; Chordata; Actinopteri; Salmoniformes; Salmonidae
Product: protein Shroom3
Exons: 18
Coding region: 661-7290 (2209 amino acids)
Biological process (GO): actin filament organization
Cellular component (GO): apical plasma membrane; cortical actin cytoskeleton; adherens junction
Molecular function (GO): actin filament binding
Source: RefSeq, a predicted model, not a curated record
CAGAAGUUGCAUCCAUGGAGCUGGAGUGGAGGGGUAAAGUGGAACCGCAUUAAGGGAACAAGAAGACUUAUAUAUAUUUUAAAGGUUGCUGAGAAUCAACGUGGUAGUUUUAGAGAAAGUAGGUGAAUCAAGUGUCGCAGUCUGGUGCGAAAAAACGUUGUUAUCUGACAGGGCAAAUUGACCUGAUCGCAAUGCAACCAGCUCGUUGGCGAGGGAAGAAGGAAGAGCGCUCGCCUUUCUCCCAGACCAGUGGAUUGGAGCAAAUUCUAUUGUGAUGCUAAAGUCAAGUCGGAAGAGAGAGAGGGCUGACAAACUAUCAAAAGUGAAGCUAUCUACAUUUUCAGUAAAGAUGAUUAUUUUGUCGUUUGUUCUAUCCGUUUAAUGUUAUUUUGUGGACUGUUUAAUUUUCAUCACUUGUUGCUGACUGUUGGAAUGAAAGUAAACUUGUUUCAACUAGACUGCCGUUAGAUGGGCAAACCAUGUUUCAUUCGCUGACUAAGAUUAGGUGAUGCUAGGAAAUGAUUUAUCCUUUAGGAGUGGACGUUCCCCUUUUGCUAUGCGGAAGACUUUAAGAAAAGGAGAAGAGAAGCAGUGGGUCUGUUGGACUGAAUAGGACCGACCCACCAGGCUAUAGGGCUACCUCGGCGGUGUUAGGUGAUAAUGGAUAGCAGUCUCCCGAGCUACAGUACAGUCAGACACCGAGGAAAGACGCUGUUUCUGGAGGCUCGACUCCUGGGUGGAGCUCCCUGGGGGUUUCAGCUCAAAGGAGGUCUGGAACAUGGAGAGGAGUUGAUCAUCUCAAAGGUUGAGGGAGGUGGGAAGGCGGACCUGUUGGAACACCCCCUGUUGCCAGGAGACCAGGUGGUUGUCAUUAAUGACGUGGAACUCAGUGGAUUCAGGCAGGAAGCCGUUUCAUUGGUCAAAGGAUCCUACAAAACUCUCAGACUCACUGUCCGCAGGGAGUGCUGCCCAGGCCCCUGCUGGGGUGACCCCACCCUCACCCCACUGACCCUGCCCACCCUCACCCUCCUACCCACCAUCGGCCCUUCCUCGGACCACCACACCCACCUCUCCUCCAUUCACGGACCCCCCAGAGAGAAUCCAGGAGGAUGUUCUGGAGGAGUUAAACUACGCAUCAAAAACAGACGCAGCGAGCCUGUCUCCAGACCUCACUCGUGGCACGCCACCAAGCUAGGUGAGGGCCAGCCAGACCCCAGCAUGAUGCAAAUAUCCCAGGGCAGCAUGGCCCCUCCCUGGCAUCACACCUACCACUCCAGUGCGUCCACUACAGACCUGUCGGGCUACGACCCAGGUUACCUGAGGAAGAGUCCAGACCAGUACAGUUCUAGAGGAAGUAUGGAGAGCCUUGGGGAGCAGCACAGCCACCCAACCUACAGUUCUUCCUGCCACCAGCUAUCUGCCUCCAAGUCCUCCAACAGCAUGGACCACCUUCACAAUAAGAGGGACUCAGCCUACUCCUCCUUCUCCACCAGCUCUAGUAUCCCAGAGUACCUAGCGGCCGCUCCGACCUUUAGUAAGGAGAGGUCGUAUUCCAUGGAGACGGUUCCGCAGAGGGGCGGGGUUAGUGGAGGAGGCGGGGCCGGGGCGGAGGGAAUGCAGCAAGCUGACAUCCGAUAUGUCCGUACGGUCUACGACCCCCAGCAGGGCGGGGCCCAGGAGCACGAGGUCAGCUCCACCUCUGCUGCGUUGCUACGCAACCACGAGGCUGGCAGGGCGGGGUCUUGUAGUGGGGGCGGAGCCGCCUGUUACCGCGGCACCAGUAGCAGUAGUAACAGCAGUGGCGGAAGCAGCAGUGGUGGUAACCAUGUUAUUAACCCCAACCGUCACAGUGUUGGGCCCAUCUGGGGUCAGAGCGCCAGCCGCAGUUCCUACGAGAGCCUGAAGGGGGUGCCGGCUCCUCCCAUGCGGAGCGACAGCUACGCGGCCAUCAGGAACCAUGAGAGGCCCAACUCCUGGUCCAGCCUGGAGCAGACUCGCUCACUCAGGGCUCUCCACAAGGGGUCCACCUCCUCCUGGUACCACUCCUCUGGCUCCGUGGCCUCCGGCUCGGGAAAGGGCUCCUACGGGGCCGAGGGCCAGCUCCACACCGUCAUAGAGAAGAGUCCUGAGAGCAGCCCCACCACCAAGCCCAAACAGGGCUUCCCACCGCCCCCCGAACCCCAGCAAACAUCCACCCAGUCUGGCCGCCUCAUGCUGCCCCAGGGCAUCUACCCCGUGCCCCCUCCGGAACCCCACUAUGCCCAGAUGCCCACCAGCAGCCCCAGCCCCAGCAACGUGUACCCAGCCCUGGCCAGGGAGAGCAGCCUGAGCAGGCAGCGAGAGCUCCAGGGGUUAGGGGUGGGGGUCAGUGUGGAUACAGGGAUGGCGGUAGUGGUGGAGAAUGGAUACCAAAGCAACCCUACUUCCUCUGGCCAGCCUCAGCAUCAUGACUUUGCUCAGCCUCCACCCAAACAGCCAGCUCAUCCAACCCAACCCGCAGACAGAGGGGGGGACAGGUCAGGGUACGAGGAGACCCAAACCAAACUGGGUCUCUACAGGUCUCUGCCUUUGGGACACGGCCAGACCGUGUCCCAAAGGCAGAGCCAGCGGAGUCAAGGACAGGGACAGGGACAGGGUCAGAGCCAUGGUCAGGGUCAGGGUCAGGAACAGGGUCAGAGCCAGGGUCAGGGACAGGGUCAGGAACAGGGUCAGACCCAGGGUCAGGGACAGGGUCAGGAACAGGGUCAGAGCCAGGGUCAGGAACAGGGUCAGAGCCAGGGUCAGAGCCAGGGUCAGGGACAGGGUCAGAGCCAGGGUCAGGCGAACAGACCCUCCUCAGCCCAGUCUCUAGGCCAGGAGAGGCGGGAUCCAUACACUCCAGUCCAGCCGCGGGGAGAGAGGCUACCCAGGUACUCCCUGGGCUCAGAGAGAUACCCUGAGCACCACCGACAGGGCCAGGGCAGGGAGGAGGAGCCCAGUCACCACACCAGUCACCCAGUACCUCCUCAUGCCACCACCAUGCCCAGUAAGAUCGUCCAGGGACAGGUUCCUCAGGGGAGCAGCAGCAGUAGGACCCCAGCACAGGUGUCUGACCAGCGGUUAGAGCAGAGAGCCCAGGGGCCUGACCAGCGGUUAGAGCAGAGAGCCCAGGGGCCUGACCAGCGGUUAGAGCAGAGAGCCCAGGGGCCUGACCAGCGGUUAGAGCAGAGAGCCCAGGGGCCUGACCAGCGGUUAGAGCAGAGAGCCCAGGGGCCUGACCAGCGGUUAGAGCAGAGAGCCCAGGGGCCUGACCAGCGGGUCAACGACCAGAGAUCCAGGUCCCCCCUCUGGCACUACAGUGAUCCAAUUCCCCCACAGCAGCAGAGGGACCAGAGGGACCAGAGGGGACCAGAGCACCCCCUGACCCGGCUGGAGAACGCCCUAGCGGAUGUCCAGCGCUGUGCCAGUCCAGAGAGCUCCGCCAGCACCCAGAGCAGGCACCAGAGGAGCCUCUCUGUUCUGGAGAAGGUGAACCGCUUCGAGCGCCGCGAACAGGGUCAUGGGCAGGGACAGGUUCAGGGACAGGUUCAGGGGAAGCAGAGGAGUAAAAGCACCAGCGCCAGCCACACCAGCCUGAGGCCCUCCUCCUCCCGUCCAACUCAGCCCCAGUCCCAGCCCCAGCCCCAGUCCCAGCCCCAGAGGCCAGGGAGUUGUGACCAGGCCCAGUCCCAGAGCUCCAGGUACCCCCACCACCACCACCACCACCCUAACCCCCACCCUGGCUCAGCCCUGCAGAGGAGCAGGAGCACCUUCCAACUGGGGAGCAAGGAGGGCCAGGAGGAGAAUGGCCACGACAGGGACAGGGAUGGGGACAGACAGUUCCAUUGGAGGGAUGGCCUGCAGGACCUACUGGGGACCAUCCAGGACACGUCCUUUAACCGGGCCUACAGGAACAGUAUCAAGGACGCCCAGUCCAAGGUGCUCCGAUCCACCUCCUUCAGACGCAGGGGCCUGGGAAUCAGCGCCAGCGGUAGCGUCAACCCCCCUCCUGGUGUCAACGACUCCUCUCCCGUCCCCGCCAAGCACUUCUCUCUGGAGAAGAAGGCCCCCAAGACCAGCCCCAAACCCUCCACUACCGCCCCAGCCUCCGCCCCAGCCACCUCCACUCACAACCCCAAAGAAAGGCUCACGAUCACCGUCCCAGACCCAGACCCAGCUCCAGCCACCUUUCCCUCUCCUCACACCCCCAAAGAAAGGCACGUUGUGACCCCGGAGCCCGAGAGGUUCAGUCCCCCAGAGCUCCCCAGCGUCCUGGCCGUGGGCCCACCAGUCCCGGCCCGUAUCGGGGGGCGUAAGAGGCUCACCAUGGAGCAGAAGAAGAGGUCCUACUCCGAGCCUGAGAACAUGCACGAGGUGGGGUUGGAGUCUGACCCAAGGAGUAGUGCCCAGCACCAAGAGUUCCCGUUCCCAGGCACAGAGACCAGCGUGGCGGACCGCAGGAGGAUGUUUGAGAUGGCAGCCAGUCGCAGCCUGAGCUCCAGCUCCCAGACUCCCCAGGGCCUCCAGAUCUCCCAGACUCCCCAGGGCCUCCAGAUCUCCCAGGCAAGUCUAGCCGUGUCCCGGCCAGAGCUCCGGCAGCUGCAGCAGGACGCCCUGGCCGACUACAUGGAGAGGAAGAGAGGCUGGAGGACAGACAGGGACAGGGACAGGUCAGAGGGAGGGAGAGUCCACCGUGACCGGCCUCACAGCGUCUACCUGCAGCCCUUUACAGACACCCGGAGUGUUUCCUCAACCUCCACCACCAGUCUAGCCUCUCUCCAGGAGCCCCUUGGCCAAGACAGCAGCCUCUCUGGUGGAGGAAGGCUCUGCUCCACCCUGCCUCCUGGCCUCCGGGGAUUCUAUCCAGGCAGGGUCACUGCACCACGCGUCCAGGCCAAGGCCCCUGCCUCUAUCUCCACCACCCACCCAGACACCUCGGGAUUCCACAGGCUACUGGAGGGAGAGCUGCCCAGAUCCAGCCUUGGUAGAGAAGACCCAUCCCAGGCCACAGCCCAGGCCUAUGAGGCUCUCCGGAGCCAGGAGUUUUUCGUGCGAGGCGAUGGAGCCUUUGAGAGGGCGGCUCCAGCCCGGAGCUCUUGCAAGUCGGUCUCUGCGGAGGACCUGCUGGAGCGCUCUGAGAGUCCUGCACCCCAGCACUUCAGAUCCCGCUCCUCACCCUCUGGCGAGAGGCUCAAUCAGGACUUCAUGGCAGGAGGAGAUCUGAGGAUGUUUGGGAUCUACUCUACUGAGCCCAGGCAUUUCACAAACAACGACAACAACAGAUCUUUGGACGACCAGCGUUCUGACAGACCCGUCUCUGCCUCCCAGUCCCAAUCUCAGUCCCAGUGUGUAGAGACCCGCUACCUGCUGAGCCAAAGCCCGUCCCAAAGCAACACCCCCGUGAUGAGGAGAGAGAGACAGAGGAACCCCGACCACCAGCGGGCCCUUAGUGCCUCCAGCCUGGCUGCCUCUGUAGGUCUCCCCUGCCCCUUCUCCCCCCCGGGAACCAGCCCUACUGCCAGCCUGGACUGGCAGGCCAGUGAGAGGUUGAGCCAGGCCAACCUGGAUGCCAUAGCCUUCCCCACCCUGCUGCAGACCGCCACUCCCAGGAACAUGUCCCCAGAGGUCCAGGUUCACCCAGAGGUCAGGAGAAGCCCCACAGCACAUCUACAGCAUGGCAUGGCCCAGGGCCAGAACCAGAACCAGGGUCUGCAGCCCAGGACCCGACAGGGCUCCUCAGACACCAGCCCCUCAGAGGAGACCCUGAAAGACUUCCCCAGAGAGAAAGAUGGGCCCUGCCUUCAAGCUUCAGCCAAUAACCCAAAGACCACCCCACCCCCCAUCCUGCCAAAAGCCUCCCCACCACCACCCCCAUCUAAAACCUCCCACAGACCACACACCCUGUUCUCCCUCCGCAUCUCAGAGUCCACUCUGCAGGAGACCUCGGCCCUACAAGUAGCUCCACCCCUAGCCCCUCCCACAAUCUCCCUACAGGACUAUGGCGAGGUGUUCCUCCAGGAGCCGGCCCCUCCCUCCCCUCCUCCCCCUCCCCCCAUCAGGGAGACGGAUAUCACAGAGGACUUCCCCCCCCCUCCUCCCCCUCUCCUUAAAGCCAUAUUACUCUGUGAGUUCCCAUCUCUCCCCUCCUCCUCCCGUCAGACAGUCCCCCCCUCUAUCCACCUGUCUGGUUCUCCGGGACCUAGCCUAACCCCUGAGCCCCAGCAGGGGCCUAGCGGUGAGGAAAGCCUGGGGCUAGAGUACCAUCUCUUGGCCAGGAGGGAGAGGUCUGCUGGGGAGCUGAGGGUGGAGGCCCUGGCCAGACAGCUGGUGUCCCGGGGGGAUAAGACCCUGACCCCGGUGCUGGACAGCUGGGCAGAGGGCGGACAGACCAUGGACCUGAUGGAGGAGAUCUUCCCCGCGGGGGGAGGGAGGUUACUGUGGCAACGCCGUAGGAUCAGCACCUGUCUGGAGGACAGAAGGCAAGAUGGUGUCUGUUGUAUAGGAAGCAGUCUGCUGCAGAGAACAGAGGGGGGAGGAGAGAUGGACACAGAUCUGGACGAGGCAGACCUCAAUCAGAAGAAGGUGGAGCUACUCCAGGCCAUGACUCUGAGCAUUGCCUCUUUGCGGGAGGAAAAGGAGGUUCUGGCGGAGGAGCAGAGGAGGUUCCGGGCCCUAGGGGGCCAUAUGGAGAGCCUGGUCCAGGAGCGCUGUAAGCCCAACGAGAGGGAGAAGUACAGGAUGUUCAUCGGGGACCUGGAUAAGAUAGUCAACCUGCUACUGUCUCUGUGUGGCCGGCUGGCCCGGGUCCAUAACGCUCUCUCUGCCCUGGAUAGAGAGGAGGAGACAGAAGACAGCCAAGAGGAGAGGGCGUCCUUACAGCAGAAACGCAGCCAGCUGUGUAGUCAGCAUGAGGAUGCCAGGGAGCUGAAGGAGAAUCUGGACCGGCGGGAGCGUGUGGUUCUGGACAUCCUGGGUGGGUACCUGACCGGGCCGCAGCUAAGAGACUACCAGCACUACGUCUGUAUGAGACCAGCCCUGCUAAUCCGCCAGAGACACCUGGACGAGCUCCUUAAGCAGUGGGACGAGCAGCUCAGCAGGCUGGCCGAGAGUAUCUCUCCUGGGGAGUCGGACCACCAGGGGCCUCCUGGCGACCACCAGGCCCAGCCCAGCUCAUCUAUCCCUGGGUCUAGCCUCGGCCCUGGCCUUAGGGGUCCCGGCCCUAACCUUGGUCCUACCCAUGCUGUCCGCUCCACCACUGUAACAUCACUGUGACUCAUGUCACCCCAACAACAACACUGUUCCUGGUCACUACCAGGGAACACACUACAGCCGCCCGUGUCUCUGACACAAUGGGCGGAGCGCCAUGAGUCUGGCAAGCAAGAUACAACAGUACUUGAUGAAGAGAGAGACAGAGACACAGAGACACAGAGACACAGAGACACAGAGAGACAGAGAAACAGAGACACAGAGACACAGAGAGACAGCAUCUUUCUCCAUAUAGAGCCGAACUGGAUGAAGGAUGUCACCCUGUCUGUCCCCUUGUUGCAGACAGACAGACAGGCAGACUAUAAGACGUGAGCAUGACCGAUGCGUUCUUGUACCUCAAUCUAUUUAUGCCUCCUAUGUUACUCAAGCUUUUUCACACAUCUGUGUUCUGACUGGCCACUCAGCAUGUCUUUGGUUGAUUCAAUACACUGUUGAAGUCCCUAGUCGUAUUCAUACGAGCAGAUCAGAGCUUUGAGAGUAACGAUAGUGGAUGUACAACUGCCUGUCAAUAAAUGUUAUUCCCCAUAUAUAUAUAUAUAUAUAUAUAUAUAUCAGUUUAACCAUUACUACUGCCGUUACAUUUGUAUAUCACUACAGCUGAGCACUUUGUUUUAGCAGUUUAACUACUGAUUACACAGAAUGGUCAGAAUCACAGAACUAGAAUAAAUUAUAUUUCUCAUUCUAUUUCUAUGGUCAGGAAGUUCUAUUUCUAUGGUCAGGAAGUUCUAUUUCUAUGGUCAGGAAGAACCAGACCUGUUUUCUUUAGCAACACAAUAGCACGCGCUCACGCACAUUAAUAUGUAGUCACAAUCUAAGGCAGAUUUAGCUUCAAGUACUUGUAAUUCAGACACGAAAAUGAUAGUUCAUGACAAAAGCUACCAUGACAUUGACAACUGCUAUAAUUAUUUAUAUUAUAAAAAAGGAAUGUAUGUUUUUUUUUUUACUGAAACAAAUUUGUGAAAUUUAAAUCAAAUGUGAUUUCUCUCAGAGAAGGCAAGAUGAUGUCAUAAUGAUGUAAUGUUCUAGAACUUGUUCUAUAAUGUUUUAGAAUUCUGAUGAUGAAAUGAGGCAAAUUUACAGUGGGCUUUCCAAAUGACCUCUGUUCACAUGGACUUCCUCUAAAACAAGGCAGGCUUCUAGAAGGUAGUUAGAUGUUCCUUAGCAAGAUUGUUGCCCAGUAAGUACAUGCAUACUGUGGACGGAGCAAUCUCAUGGGCAGUGGUAUCAGUUCUUAGGAUAUCUGGGUACAUCAGGAUAGAUAAUAAUAAUAAGGGUAAAAUAAAGUAGCAGCAGCAUAUGGGGUGUGUGUGUGUGUGUGUGUG